This is a messenger RNA of Vairimorpha ceranae, 915 nucleotides long. RefSeq names its product acylglycerol-3-phosphate acyltransferase-like protein. The record is from RefSeq and is a predicted model, not a curated record. Gene Ontology annotation, cellular component: endomembrane system. Gene Ontology annotation, molecular function: acyltransferase activity. NCBI's taxonomy places the organism in Eukaryota, Fungi, Microsporidia, Nosematidae. Bases 1 to 915 code for a protein of 304 amino acids. The transcript has a single exon.
AUGAUUGAAAUUUUCAUACGCUUUAUGUUAUUUGCUGUAAUUUUUUUUUACCUUAUUGCCAGCGUGUGUUACGUGCCAUUUGCAUACAUUAUAAAUAAACUUAACAAUAUGCUACAACUUAAAAUUGCACACAAAAUAUUCUUUAUAUUUUGUAAGAUCUUAAACAUUUUAUCGGACAGGAUUUUUGAAUUUGAAGGUGAAAAUUUGAUAAACCCUCGUGAGAACUAUUUGGUGAUUUCAAAUCAUGUAAACGAAUAUGAUUUUUUGGUAUUAAGUAAUCUAUUUAAUAAUUCAGAAAAUCUUAGUAAUGUAAAAUAUGUUAUGAAAUCAGAAAUGCGCAAUUAUUAUGGCAUAUUCCAAAUACUUGAUUUAUUGAAUUUUUUAACAAUCGAGCGGGAUAUUAAAAAAGAUGAAAAAACAAUAAAAAAUUACUGUUCACGUAUAAAUAAAGCCAAAUCUGCUAUACAUUUAGUAUUAUUUCCUGAAGGUACACUAAUAACGGAAAAUACUAUAAAUAAAUCAAAAGAAUUUCGAAAAUCUAAAAAUCUUGAACCGCUUGAUUAUGUUUUAUCGCCACGAUACAAGGGAUUUAAAGUUAUUGCUGAAGGAUUGAAGGAUUCGAAUAUAAAAAAAGUGUUAGAUAUUACAUUCACUUACCCAGAAUGUGUACAACCUACUUUAUCAUCUAUUUUAUUUAGUAAUCAAAAAUAUAAAAUAAAGUAUACAAUGAAUAUUCAUGAACUAAAUUCCAUAAAAGAUCACAAUUAUUUUUUGGAUCAGUGCUGGAAAUUUAAAAAUGAGUGGAUAGCUAAAGCGGUUAAUUUUAAUAAUCAAUGGUUUGUACAAGAAAAUGAUAAUUUUAAAAAUGCGAUAGAAGAAAAUGAAAAACUUACUGAACCAAAAACAUGCAAUUAA